This is a messenger RNA of Blastomyces dermatitidis ER-3, 1209 nucleotides long. RefSeq lists its product as uncharacterized. The record is from RefSeq and is a predicted model, not a curated record. Lineage: Eukaryota; Fungi; Ascomycota; Eurotiomycetes; Onygenales; Ajellomycetaceae. Bases 1 to 1209 code for a protein of 402 amino acids. The transcript is spliced from 4 exons.
AUGAUCUCGCCCUGCGACCCGGUCAUCCUAAGCAGCAAUCCCCAGUUCAAAGCCCUGCACCAACAGCUGACUACCGCCAUCCUCAACCCCGAUGGCUCCACGCGUGCACAUGCUGCGGAUCCGUCGCGGAGAGCGGUGCAGGCUGAUCUCAAAAAGUAUUUGGCAAGGGCGGUGAAGGUGCGGAUUUUGACGAGGAUUGUUGCGCAGGUUGCGGCCGGGGAUGGGAACGGGGGGUUGGAUGAUGAGCUCCGAAACCUUGUCUCCGUCAUCGUCCUCUACCUUCAACACUCCCCCAAUAACAAUAAUAAUAACAGUAAUAAAGACAACAACAAUAACCAAAUAUCCCCAGACGAGACCUCGGAACUCCUCUCCCUGCUUGCCCCUGAUCUGAAAAAGUUCUACUCUGCAAUCCCCUCCCUCAUCCCGAGCAUCACCGCCCUCCUCUCCGCAGACCUCACCCAUCUAAAAGCCCUCGCCAACGCCUCACCCCCAAUCAACACCACAAACAACAGCAGCGGCAGCGGCAACAACAACAAUGACAGACACACUCACCACACGACCAUUUCCUCCCGCUCAGCAAUCAACAGGAGCAACAAUACCCAAUCGCGCCCCAGCAACCGCCUCCGGCCCCUCUCCCUCAAACCUUCCCCAGCAGACAUCUCCCUCCCAACCCAGCUAUCCGGUCGCCUACGCACACUCCGUACAAUCCAAUCGCACGACCUCCCCACUACCCGGACCAAGAUGACCAUCACCGCCGCCGCUGUGCUAGCAGCGCAUGCGCAGGUGAUGGAGCGCGUGAUACAUAUUCUUGAGCGGACGAAGCAUGGGGUUCUGGCGCGCGGGGUUAGAGCGAGGGCGGACCAUGUGGCGGUGGUGUUGGAGGGGGUUGAAGGGAAGGUUUGUAUCAUGAGACACGAAGUGCUCUCUGCAAUCUACACGCCGGAAACCACAGCUGCUCUGACGCAUUACCGCGACCAUCUAUAUGAUACACGUCUACGCUUGGCGGAGAGGAGGAAACAGGCCCUGUUAGAGCUAGAGGCUUAUGAGCGGGCGGAUAUGGGGGAGACGGGAAAACGAGCGGCUGGCGGCGAUAAUGGUGAGGAUGGUUCAGGGAAAUCGGGGGCCAUGGUGGAGAUUGCCAGGAGGUAUGGAACACUGGUCAAAGAGGUUGAGGGUGUGAAGAUGGAGAUUAGGAGGUUAGGGGGUUGA